Emys orbicularis (European pond turtle) is the source of this 1142-nucleotide messenger RNA. RefSeq names its product Myb/SANT DNA binding domain containing 4 with coiled-coils (gene MSANTD4). The record is from RefSeq and is a predicted model, not a curated record. The transcript is spliced from 2 exons. Lineage: Eukaryota; Metazoa; Chordata; Testudines; Emydidae. The coding region runs from base 99 to 1142 and encodes 347 amino acids.
ACUUUGUGAUUGUUUUUUAAAUCAUAGUUGUAUAAAUAAAUUGAAUACUCUCGUAUUAUCUCUUUAGUUGGCUGCAGUAACAAUUAUUAGAUUUAAAGAUGGAAAAAAUGAAACAAUUAAAAAGAAAAAGAAAAAGCAAUUUUAGCGUUCAAGAAACUCAAACACUCCUUAAAGAAAUUAGAAAAAGGAAAGAGGUACUUUUUUCCAAGCAGCUUAAUACAACAAUUAAUGAGAUGAAACGAAAGGCUUGGGAAGAAAUAGCAGAGUGUGUGAAUGCUGUAGGUGAAGGAGAGCAAAGAACAGGGACAGAAGUGAAAAGACGAUACCUUGAUUGGAGAGCACUCAUGAAGAGAAAGCGUCUGAAUGCAAACAUCAAACUGGUAGGCGCUGGGUUUCACCUUCCGUCAUCUGAUUUAGAUGACUCUGUCAAUGAAGAGAUGGAUGAGAAAGUGGGAUUUACAAAUGAAAACAGUUUUGAAUGGCUAAAUAUCACAGACUUCAGAGAAGCCAGUGGAUCUUUAACAGAAAUCAAGGUGGAAGAGGAGGAGGAUCCACAGAAUUUUGAAUUUCCUAUUGAGGAAGAAGAGGAAAUUUUGUCAUCAGUUUUGCCAGAUUCCAAAAAGGAAAGUGACCUACCUGAUUUCACCCACAUUGAAGAGUUUGGAAAUCUGAGCUCUGCUCAAGCCCGACUAGCCUACGAGGACUCUCAUUUACUCAUAAACUUGGAGAAACAAAAACUAGAACUGGAGAAACAGCGGCUGGACAUUGAAGCUGAAAGACUACAGGUGGAGAAAGAGCGCCUGCAGAUCGAAAAGGAGCGAUUACGGCAUGUAGCCCUCGAGCAUGAGAGACUUCAACUGGAGAAGGAGCGGAUCCAGAUUGAACGGGAGAAACUGAGGCUAGAGGCUCUGCGUGCUGAAAAACCUGCCCUGGAAAAUGACAUCACCCAAGUGGAAAAACCCAUUUUACAGCCUCUGGAUCUAGAAACUGAAAAAUUAAAACUCGAAAAGGAACGUUUACAAUUAGAGAAAGAGAGGCUGCAGUUUUUAAAAUAUGAAUCUGAGAAGCUGCAGAUUGAGAAGGAACGUUUACAAGUGGAAAAAGAACGCCUUCGAAUUCAGCGAGAGGGUCACUUGCAGUAA